UCUCACUUGGAGGUGGCGAUGCUGCAGGGGGCGGUGGCGGUGGUCGUUGGCUGGGCUGGGGGCUGUGCAGUCGGAAAGGAGGCUGGUCACGGCUUUGGGCGACCUCGACACGACCCGGCACAGAAGACAACUAGCCCCGGAGGAGACGAGCGUGCCCCACACAACUCUUGACUGCUGCAGGGGGAACGACUAGGUGUGCCCGCGGCGGGGAGGGGACGCACCCGCGCGAGUGCUCGCAGCCUUCAUUUCCCUAUCCCUGGGCGGGGGAGGGGCCCCAGUCGCCGCCGAGGCCGCCGAGCGGAGAAAGUGCGCGAAGGGGCCGCGGCUGCCGGCCUCACACGUGACGGCCCCGCGCGCGGAGCCGAGCCGGCCCGGGGGUGGCGGCGGUGACGGGCGCAGCGGGGCGGCGUGGAGCCGCGCGGGCUGCCUGGAAGCUCCGGGAGCGGCGCGCGCGACCCGGCGCCGCCGCUCUCUCGGUCUCGCGCUGCACAUUCUCUCCUGGCGGCGGCGCCACCUGCAGUAGCGUUCGCCUGAACAUGGCGACACGGAGCAGCAGGAGGGAGUCGCGACUCCCCUUCCUAUUCACCCUGGUCGCGCUGCUGCCGCCCGGGGCUCUCUGCGAGGUCUGGACGCAGACGCUGCACGGCGGCCGCCCACCUUUGCCGCAGGACCGGGGCUUCCUCGUGGUGCAGGGCGACCCGCGCGAGCUGCGGCUGUGGGCGCGCGGGGACACCCGGGGGGCGGACGAGAAGCCGCUCCGGAGGAGACGGAGCGCUGCUCUGCAGCCGGAGCCCAUCAAGGUGUAUGGACAGGUUAGUCUGAAUGAUUCCCACAACCAGAUGGUGGUGCACUGGGCUGGAGAGAAAAGCAACGUGAUCGUGGCCUUAGCCCGAGACAGCCUGGCGUUGGCGAGGCCCAAGAGCAGUGAUGUGUACGUGUCUUACGACUAUGGAAAAUCAUUCCAGAAGAUUUCAGGAAAGUUAAACUUUGGUGUGGGAAAUGAUAGUGAAGCCGUGAUCGCCCAGUUCUACCACAGUCCUGCGGACAACAAGCGUUACAUCUUUGCAGAUGCUUACGCCCAGUACCUCUGGAUCACGUUUGACUUUUGUAAUACUAUCCAAGGUUUUUCCAUCCCAUUCCGGGCAGCUGAUCUCCUUCUGCACAGUAAGGCCUCCAACCUUCUCCUGGGCUUUGACCGGUCUCACCCCAACAAGCAGCUCUGGAAGUCAGAUGAUUUCGGACAGACUUGGAUCAUGAUUCAGGAGCAUGUGAAGUCCUUUUCUUGGGGAAUUGAUCCCUACGACAAGCCAAACACCAUCUACAUUGAACGGCAUGAACCCUCUGGUUACUCCACAGUUUUCCGAAGUACAGACUUCUUUCAGUCCCGGGAAAACCAGGAGGUGAUCCUCGAGGAAGUGAGAGACUUUCAGCUUCGAGACAAGUACAUGUUUGCUACAAAGGUGGUGCAUCGCUUCGGCAGUCAGCAGCCACCUUCUGUGCAGCUCUGGGUCUCCUUUGGCCGGAAGCCCAUGCGAGCAGCCCAGUUUGUCACAAGACAUCCUAUUAAUGAAUAUUACAUCGCGGAUGCCUCCGAGGACCAGGUGUUCGUGUGUGUCAGUCAUAGUAACAACCGCACCAACUUGUACAUCUCAGAGGCAGAGGGGCUGAAGUUCUCCUUGUCCUUGGAGAACGUGCUCUAUUACAGCCCAGGAGGGGCUGGCAGUGACACCCUGGUGAGGUAUUUUGCUAAUGAACCAUUUGCUGACUUCCACCGCGUGGAAGGGUUACAAGGAGUCUACAUUGCUACUCUGAUUAAUGGUUCCAUGAAUGAGGAGAACACGCGAUCAGUCAUCACCUUUGACAAAGGGGGAACCUGGGAAUUUCUUCAGGCUCCAGCCUUCACAGGAUAUGGAGAAAAAAUCAGUUGUGAGCUGUCCCAGGGCUGUUCCCUCCACCUGGCACAGCGGCUCAGUCAGCUGCUCAACCUCCAGCUCCGGAGGAUGCCCAUUCUAUCCAAGGAGUCGGCUCCCGGCCUCAUCAUCGCCACGGGUUCAGUGGGAAAGAACUUAGCAAGCAAGAUGAACGUGUACAUCUCUAGCAGUGCCGGAGCCCGGUGGCGAGAGGCACUUCCCGGACCUCACUACUAUACUUGGGGAGAUCAUGGCGGCAUCAUCAUGGCUAUCAUCCAGGGCAUGGAAACCAACGAGUUAAAAUACAGUACCAAUGAAGGGGAGACCUGGAAAACGUUCAUCUUCUCUGAGAAGCCAGUGUUUGUGUAUGGGCUCCUCACAGAACCUGGCGAGAAGAGCACCGUCUUCACCAUCUUUGGCUCCAACAAAGAGAAUGUCCACAGUUGGCUGAUCCUCCAGGUCAAUGCCACAGACGCCUUGGGGGUUCCCUGCACAGAGAAUGACUACAAGCUGUGGUCACCGUCUGAUGAGCGGGGCAACGAGUGUUUGCUAGGACACAAGACUGUGUUCAAGCGGAGGACCCCCCAUGCAACGUGCUUUAAUGGAGAAGACUUUGACAGGCCGGUGGUCGUGUCCAACUGCUCCUGCACCCGAGAGGACUAUGAGUGUGACUUCAGCUUCAAGAUGAGUGAAGAUUUGUCAUUAGAAGUUUGUGUUCCAGACCCUGAGUUUUCUGGGAAGUCGUACUCCCCUCCUGUGCCUUGUCCUGUGGGUUCUACUUACAGGAGAACAAGAGGCUAUCGGAAGAUUUCUGGGGACACUUGCAGUGGAGGAGAUGUUGAAGCGCGACUGGAAGGAGAACUGGUCCCGUGUCCCUUGGCAGAGGAGAACGAAUUCAUCCUGUACGCCACGCGGAAAUCCAUCCACCGCUAUGACCUAGCGUCAGGGGCCACCGAGCAGUUGCCUCUCACCGGGUUGCGGGCAGCGGUGGCCCUGGACUUUGACUAUGAGCACAACUGCUUGUAUUGGUCUGACCUGGCCUUGGAUAUCAUCCAGCGCCUCUGUUUGAAUGGGAGUACCGGGCAAGAGGUGAUCAUCAAUUCCGGCCUGGAGACAGUAGAAGCCUUGGCCUUUGAACCCCUCAGCCAGUUACUUUACUGGGUGGAUGCCGGCUUUAAAAGGAUUGAGGUAGCUCAUCCAGAUGGUGACUUCCGACUCACGAUCGUCAAUUCCUCUGUGCUUGAUCGACCCAGGGCUCUGGUCCUCAUGCCCCAGGAGGGGGUGAUGUUCUGGACCGACUGGGGAGACCUGAAGCCUGGUAUUUAUCGUAGCAAUAUGGACGGCUCUGCUGUCCAUCGUCUUGUGUCAGAGGAUGUGAAGUGGCCCAAUGGCAUCUCCGUGGAUGACCAGUGGAUCUAUUGGACAGACGCCUACCUCGACUGCAUUGAGCGGAUCACUUUCAGCGGCCAGCAGCGCUCAAUGAUCCUGGACAACCUCCCACACCCCUAUGCCAUUGCUGUCUUUAAGAACACCUGUCUCCGCAACCAGUACCGCUGCAGUAAUGGGAACUGUAUCAACAGCAUUUGGUGGUGUGAUUUUGACAACGACUGUGGAGACAUGAGCGAUGAGAGAAACUGCCCUACUACCGUUUGUGAUCUGGACACCCAGUUUCGUUGCCAGGAGUCCGGGACCUGCAUCCCCCUGUCCUACAAAUGUGAUCUCGAAGAUGACUGUGGUGACAAUAGCGACGAAAGUCACUGUGAAAUGCACCAGUGCCGGAGUGACGAAUACAACUGCAGCUCUGGCAUGUGCAUCCGCUCCUCCUGGGUGUGUGACGGGGACAAUGACUGCAGGGACUGGUCUGAUGAAGCCAACUGUACUGCCAUCUAUCACACCUGUGAGGCCUCCAACUUCCAGUGUCGCAAUGGGCACUGCAUCCCCCAGCGGUGGGCCUGUGAUGGUGACAUGGAUUGCCAAGAUGGUUCUGAUGAGGAUCCGACCAACUGUGUGAUCCCACCACCAGAUAUCCACAUUGACAACUAUAGUGAAAAUUCUCUAAGCUUUACCCUGACCAUGGAUAGUGACAUCAAGGUGAAUGGCUAUGUGGUGAACCUCUUUUGGGCAUUUGACACCCACAAACAAGAAAAGAGAACUUUGAACUUCCGAGGGAGCAUAUUGUCACACAAAGCCACGCACAGCACCUUGACCUGUAUGAGCAGGGAGUUCAGGUGUGAGGACGGCGAGGCCUGUAUCCUGCUCUCGGAGCGCUGCGAUGGCUUCCUGGACUGCUCCGAUGAGAGCGACGAGAGGGCCUGCAGCGAUGAGUUAGCUGUAUACAAAGUACAGAAUCUUCAGUGGACAGCUGAUUUCUCUGGGGAAGUAACUUUGACCUGGAUGCGGCCCAAGAAAAUGCCUUCUGCUUCUUGUGUAUAUAAUGUCUACUAUAGGCUGGUUGGAGAGAGCAUAUGGAAGACUCUGGAGACCCACAGCAAUAAAACAAACAUGAUAUUAAAAGUCUUGAAGCCAGAUACCACUUAUCAGGUGAAAGUCCAGGCCCAGUGUCUGAGCAAGGUGCACAGUACCAAUGAUUUCGUGACUCUGAGGACCCCAGAAGGAUCCCAAGACCCCGAGUUCCACAAGGUUUGUGAUGAGUUCAGUUUCCAAUGUCAGAAUGGAGUGUGCAUCAGUUUGAUUUGGAAGUGUGACGGGAUGGAUGACUGUGGCGACUACUCUGAUGAAGCCAGCUGUGAAAACCCUACAGAAGCCCCAAACUGCUCCCGCUACUUCCAGUUCCAGUGUGAGAACAGCCGCUGCAUCCCCAAUAGAUGGAAAUGUGACGGGGAGAAUGACUGUGGGGACUGGUCUGAUGAGAAAGAUUGUGGAGAUUCACAUAUUCUUCCCUCCCCGACUCCUGGGUCCUCUACGUGUCCACCUAAUUACUACCGCUGCAGCAAUGGGGCCUGCGUGAUGGACAGCUGGGUGUGUGACGGGUACCGAGAUUGUGCAGAUGGCUCUGAUGAGGAAGCCUGUCCAUCUCCCGAGAAGAAGUGCAAUGGAUUCCGCUGCCCGAACGGCACCUGCAUCCCAUCCAGCAAACACUGCGAUGGUCUGCAGGAUUGCUCGGAUGGCUCCGAUGAGCAGCACUGUGAGCCCCUCUGCACACGCUUCAUGGACUUCGUGUGUAAGAACCGCCAGCAGUGCCUGUUUCACUCCAUGGUGUGCGACGGGAUCAUCCAGUGCCGCGAUGGCUCAGAUGAGGACGCAGUGUUUGCGGGAUGCUUGAUGUGCUUUGAUGUGGGUCCUUUUCUGUCCAACGUAGUGAACACUGAUAGGCUUUUUAUUCUGGUUUAUGGUAUCUUCUAUGCUACAUCCUUUCUUGACCUCUAUCGCAACCCAAAGAGCUUGACAACUUCACUCCACAACAAAACAGUCAUUGUCAGUAGGGAUGAGCAGUAUUUGUUUCUGGUCCGCGUGGUGGUCCCUUACCAAGGGCCGUCCUCAGACUAUGUGGUAGUGAGGAUGAUCCCGGACAGCAGGCUCCCUCCCCGUCACCUGCAUGCGGUUCACACAGGCAAAACCUCAGCUGUCAUCAAGUGGGAAUCCCCUUAUGAUUCUCCUGACCAGGACUUGUUGUAUGCAAUUGCAGUUAAAGAUCUAAUACGGAAGAGCGACAGGAGCUACAAAGUCAAAUCCCGCAACAGUACCGUGGAAUACACCCUUAACAAGUUGGAACCUGGAGGGAAAUACCAUGUCAUUGUCCAACUGGGGAACAUGAGCAAAGAUUCCAGUAUAAAAAUUACCACAGUUUCGUUAUCAGCACCCGAUGCCUUAAAAAUCAUAACAGAAAAUGACCAUGUUCUUCUGUUUUGGAAAAGUCUAGCUUUGAAGGAGAAGUAUUUUAAUGAAAGCAGGGGCUACGAGAUACACAUGCUGGAUAGUGCCAUGAAUAUCACAGCUUACCUUGGGAAUACUACUGACAAUUUCUUUAAAAUUUCCAACCUGAAAUUGGGUCAUAACUAUACUUUCACUGUCCAAGCAAGAUGCCUUUUUGGCAGCCAGAUUUGUGGGGAGCCUGCUGUCCUGCUGUAUGACGAUUUGGGAUCCGGUGGGGAUGCGUCAGCGCUUCAGGCUGCCAGAUCGACUGAUGUUGCUGCCGUGGUGGUGCCCAUCUUGUUCCUGAUACUGCUGAGCCUCGGGGCCGGGUUUGCCGUCCUGUACACAAAGCAUCGGAGGCUGCAGAGCAGCUUCACUGCCUUCGCCAAUAGCCACUACAGCUCCAGGCUGGGCUCGGCCAUUUUCUCCUCAGGGGACGAUCUGGGAGAGGACGACGAAGAUGCCCCGAUGAUAACUGGAUUUUCAGAUGACGUCCCUAUGGUGAUAGCCUGAAAGAGCUUUCCUCACUAGAAACCAAAUGGUGUAAAUAUUUUAUUUGAUAAAGAUAGUUGAUGGUUUAUUUUAAAAGAUGCACUUUGAGUUGCAAUAUGUUAUUUUUAUAUGGGCCAAAAACAAAACAAAAACAAAAAAAAAAAGAAAGGAAGGAAUGAAUAAACUUUGUAGUAAUCAACUGUGAACUUCAAACCAGGUUGAUUUUAGUCACCAAAUUGCUUUGAUUUGAUAUUAAUGUAGUCUUACAGGGCUGUGCUUGCUGGGCAUGCUUUUAAGUCUGUGAGAUAAUUUUGGUUCAAUAAAUUGGCCAUUCUUUUUAUUUUUCUAAGACACAGAAAUGUAUUUAAUAAAGACUUCAAGAGAAAGUGAUGGGUGGAAUCCCUCCUCCUUGAAAGUGUGCUCAAAGUUUAAAUUUUGUUUGGGUUUAGUUUAUGUGAAAGUGUUUGGGUGUAUUAUGGGGGAAGGUUCUUUCAUGUUAUUUUGUUAAUUUAUUGGGACUGUAAAAGGCAAGGUUUUAGUGGUCAUCUGACACCACAAAUGUUACGAGCCCCUCGUCCAUAGGACUGAGGGGUGAGGAACGGAAGCAGUUUGUUGCCAUUCUGGAAAUAAUCUGUUUUUAUUAACUUGGUGUGUCACAUAAUGGUAUUUGGCAGGAGAGCGUGUUGAGUCAUUGCUCCAUUUUAGUUAAACAGAGCUGCAGCUUGGGAAGCCUUGCAAGCAACAGCUUCCUCUCAUAUUAAUUGAUGGACUCUUACUAUAUAUGCUUCUGUAGAAGAUGUAGCUUUCAAAGCUACAAAAUGAUAACACUGCUAUUUUAUACACUGGUGUCAUUGUCAUUGCAAAAAAUUACUCUGGUUAUGGGAGAGACCUGUGCCGUGAUAGAUACACUGGCAAAUGUAGAAGCAUUUUUGAUUUUUGUUUUGUUUUGUUUUUACUUAUCACUGAAGAAUCUCGAAUGUAAAGUUCUAUAUUUGUGUUGGGGUGACCACUUAUUGUCCUUAAAAAUCCAUACCGAUAUAUGCAGUCAUUUUGAAUUGGGUCAGUGCCUUCUCUAUUUUUCUUUUCUUCCACCUCCCUUGCCCAUACCCUUGCCCAACUUAAAGAGAAAGUGCUCUUCACUCUUACAGAGAUACAGAAGGUCUACGAAUUUGAAACCCUUUGAUCCAGUUCACAGUAGCAGCAACACUAGAGUUUAUGUAAAAUAAGCUGAGAUUUUUUGUCUUCUUCCUUUAAAUGCCACCCUUGUAUUCAAAUCCUGGCUACAUGACAGGUAUGUGGAAUCCAUUGCAGACUGAUGCCCACCCACCCUUUCGAUUUAAUGUUUAGGCACCAAUGUCUAGCAUUGUCGCGACUUCUACUGUAUGGACCUCACUGCAGAACUUCUUCCGUCCGAGAAGCACUGAGCUCUGGGGAGAGUCCAGAGUCACGCUUGCGAAUAUGUCCUUUAUCUACCAGCUCCCUAAAAACCUCAUCUCCUCUCAGACGCAAUAUACCGUCGUCUCACAAGUAUUUGCUUUCUUUUAACCACAAGAGUCAUUCUUGGGCGAUAAUAUAGUUUCCUUCUACCUAGGGAUUGUUUGGAAAACAAAGAGCCACUUAUAUUUUUUUAGUAAGGCUCCAUGUUAUUUUAACAAGUGGUGGUAAUGAUGAAUCUCCUGCCAGCAUAUUUUCUCUUCUUUGCUAUCUCUCUCCUUUGUUAAUUUUUUUUAAAGACUGGCGUUUCUUUGGCUUUAUCUCAUCUUAACUUACCUUGGAGUUUCGUUCACAAUUCUAAGCCCUACCACCUCCACUUUAAUAAGCUCCUUAAAUAGCUGAAAGAUUAAGUCUGGUGGGAGGCAAGUCAUUUCAUUGAACUACUAGGAAGUAUAUUUUCUUCUUUUAUUUUUCUGCCAACUUUUUGGUGGCAUUGGUAAAAGCUGAUCUAAAAAAGGCUCUGAGACUUCAUUUUGAGUUAUUCUUUCGGCAAGCCUUUUUACAGAGCAUGUGCCUCCAGUUGGCAACUUAAGAUAUUUCUGAGCAUCGAAUUCUCGUUCCCAGUGCCUCCCAGGGGUUAGUACACAGUACUGUACAGACUGGCCAUCACCCUUCUCCUUUGAAAAAUGCCACUGUGCUGUUUGAGAAAAUGCAACCCUUUAGGGCUACAGUAUUUUAUAUAAACAGAAGAGCUAAGUUCCUGAAGACUAAGCUAGAUAGAUGCAGCUAUGUGUAAAUCAUAUAUUUUUUAUGAACUUUUGAAGCACGCACUCUUAUUUCCCUCUGCAUAGCUUUGUGGAGUUUUGAUGUAUAUAUGCCGUCUGCAAGAGUCCAGAGGUUGGAGUGACAAUAGGAAAUUAAAACUGUGUGCAGCCUUUGAGAGUGACCGUAUAAUUGUCUUCACUGUGACCACUUGGAGCUCCUGGUUGAACAAGGGGCUGUUGUACCUCAUUGGCGAUGCCACCUCAAAAGUUCACACUGUACAGGGAAAAAGUUUUGUUCUCUCCCAGGGCACAUUAGAAUGUGCAUUGGAAGUGCACAUCCAUGACCGUGAUGGACCACUAAUGCACCACGAAAAUUUGGCAGGCAGCAGGGUUGAGUACAAAUUCUCUCUGGAAGCUGAUUUUGCCCCUUUAUGUAUUGAAUGCCCUUGAGCCUUAUGAGACAUGAGUUUAUGCAGAUAACAUGACAGAGAGUAGAGUUCUGCAGAGGAUUCCAGAGAGAAGUCAUGUCUUUCCCCAGGCAGGUGAGAUGCGCCAGUAACUAACUACUGGCUACCCUGGAAAACUAGGGAGGGAGUUACGAUUCUGAGUAGCUGGUUGAAAAUUCUGACUUGGGAAGAAGGGUUCCUGGGGUUCCAUCUCUGGUGGUAUCACUAGGGGUAGUUGGGUGGGACAGAUGUGGGACACACAGCUGCAUGGUCUCGCCUGCGCAUCAUGUGUGGUCCACUAGAUUAAAUUAUACUUCCAUAAUUGAAGGAAUGUCACCCUUCUCAAAGCAGUGGUCAUUUUGGGAGGAACUGGGGGGAGUGAUGGUGUUGUGACGCCCUUAUAGAUAAUCACCCACUUCUCCAUGGAGAAUCCUGCCUUCAAAUAGCCACCUAGCAGCCACUCCAUUUAGUAAGGUUAUAUUCCCAGUACUUCCUUAAGGGCAGGAACCCCAUCCAUCAGGUUUGGUUGAUCACUUUCCUGCUGAGGAGGUCAUGGUGAAUCCCUGAAAAGAUUUUUCUCUUCCUCUGGCAGAGAAUUGGUAGGUCCCUUAGAGAAAAGGAUACAGGGGUGCAAGCAAAUUGAAUACCACCUCCAUAUUGAUUUUCAGAAUUCACUCUAAAACUCUAUUCAGAAUCUUUACUUGAUUUGGGAUUGUAUCUUGACAUUCCAAUUAUGUUAUUUUUCUUAACGGGAGUGUGUGCUGCCUUUCAGGUACAAUUUUUGUGUAAUAAAAGUCAGUGCAUUAAGUUUAUAUAGACUACUUUCUAUGCAAGACUGAGAUAUGGAAUAGAUAGCAAGAGAUAUGUACUGUUGGGUACGUGAACAAUAAACAUGUUUUCAGAAGGGGUAUCACCACUGGAUAUGGAUUGAGGGAGGACAGGUUGUAUAUAUGUUCCUGCCCACUAAUUCCGAGCAGCCAUAUUAUGAAUUAAAUCAUCAGAGCCAAAUGACCCAAGAAUGGUAUUAGUUUCAUGUGUCAUAGCUAAAAUGGAAUAUGUAUGAAUUCUGAACUGGGACAUUAUUCCCAGAUAUUCCAUGUUGUUUUCAUUUAAAGACUCUUGUUAUGAAUUAUUAGAAACUUUUAGGCAAAAUGAAAAGUAUUUGCAGCAAAAUAAAGGCCUACUCUGCUCUUAUGUAAAGUAAAACACUGUAUAUUUGUUUCUCUCCAAAGUGAAAAUAGGUAUUUAUAAUUUCAGUUGCCUUGAUAAGUUUCCAAAUCACUGAAUUCUGCUGAAGAUUUUACUAUAUUGUUGCACAAUUUUAAGAUAAUUUUUGUCUCAAUGUCAACUUUUUCACUGAAUAAAAAUAUAACUGGGUCAAGAAAACAUCUAUUUGAAAAUCCACUCUCUACGCGUGUCUUGAGUUGUUUUUUUGAGUGCAAUAAAGAUGAUUAAUAUAGUCUCUGAA
Messenger RNA from Hipposideros armiger (great roundleaf bat), 10387 nucleotides. RefSeq names its product sortilin related receptor 1 (gene SORL1). Gene Ontology annotation, molecular function: protein binding. NCBI's taxonomy places the organism in Eukaryota, Metazoa, Chordata, Mammalia, Chiroptera, Hipposideridae. The record is from RefSeq and is a predicted model, not a curated record. The transcript has 42 exons. The coding region runs from base 537 to 6296 and encodes 1919 amino acids. Gene Ontology annotation, biological process: protein retention in Golgi apparatus; protein targeting to lysosome; post-Golgi vesicle-mediated transport. Gene Ontology annotation, cellular component: Golgi apparatus; membrane.